Penicillium robsamsonii is the source of this 1146-nucleotide messenger RNA. RefSeq lists its product as uncharacterized. Gene Ontology annotation, molecular function: transmembrane transporter activity. Lineage: Eukaryota; Fungi; Ascomycota; Eurotiomycetes; Eurotiales; Aspergillaceae. The record is from RefSeq and is a predicted model, not a curated record. Gene Ontology annotation, biological process: transmembrane transport. The coding region runs from base 1 to 1146 and encodes 381 amino acids. The transcript is spliced from 3 exons.
AUGGCAGACCAGGCCGGUCGUAGACCCGCAUACAUCCUUUGCUUCGUGAUAUACAUACUCGGAAACAUCGCUCUCGCUGUACAGCAUAGCUUUCCAGCCCUCUUAGCUCUUCGUGCUGUUCAAAGCUGUGGGAGUAGUGGUACAGUGGCCCUUGCAUCUGCAGUAGCAGCCGAUAUUAUCACUUCUGCCGAGCGAGGUAUGUACAUGGGCUUUGCCUCCCUGGGAAAUAUCCUUGCUCCAUCCAUCGGGCCAAUUCUUGGGGGUGUGGUGAGUAAGUAUCUGGGCUGGCAAGCAAUAUUCUGGUUCCUCGCUAUUGCAGCUGUCGGAUGGAAUCGAACCACUUGGAGUUAUUUACACACCACCAGCCCAGUGACUCCGCCUGCAUCGAGUGUGCUGAGGAGUCGCGCGAAAGUUCCUAACCCAUGCUCAACCCUGCGUCUGCUUUCCCACCGACCUGUGGGGCCGGUGCUUUUGGCAAAUGGAGUUGUAUUCAGCAGUUACUACGCCGUCACUGCUGGAAUUCCCGCACUUUUCCAGAAAAUAUAUGAUCUGGAUGACUUGGGUAUCGGACUAUGCUUCAUUCCUGCAGGCUUAGGGUCGUUGCUCAGCGCGACUGCCAAUGGGGUAUUGGUCGACUGGAACUACCGGCGGGCUCGACGCAACGCCGGUCAGCCGGUACAGAAGAACCAAAAGCAGGACAUCAUUGGAUUUCCCAUCGAACAAGCAAGGUUGCAGAUCGGCCUGCCAAUGACAAUACUUGCAGCUGUCUCAAUUGUCGCCUACGCAGUCCUGAUGCCCUUCAAGCCACCACUUCGGCUUGCGCUGAUUGUGGUUUUUUUUAUUUGUUUUUGUAUUACAGCGGCAUACAACGUGAUGAAUAUUAUGAUCGUCGACUUGUACUACGAGACGCCUGCUACCGCGAUGGCUGCUAAUAACCUUGUGCGCUGCUUCCUUGGCGCUGCAGCAGCAGCUGUGGUCAACCCUCUGAUCAAGCGAAUAGGUGUGCAAUGGACAUAUUGCUAUGUAUCGGGCGUAGUGGCUCUGGUCACUCCGAUUCUUGGCGUUGUUUACGUUCGCGGCUGGGAAUGGCGGAAGAAACAAGCCGAGACUGCUGCACAGCUGCGAACUGUACACGGGAGACCAUAG